Molecule: messenger RNA, 772 nt
Organism: Porites lobata
Lineage: Eukaryota; Metazoa; Cnidaria; Anthozoa; Scleractinia; Poritidae
Source: the annotation of a GenBank genome assembly
AUGGCCCAGAUGUUUGAUGAUGAUGGUACAGACGGAAUCCUGUUGGUUGACUGCAAUAUCCAAAUUACUUGCCCUGAAAUGUCCAUAUCACCAACACGUACAGAAGUUCCUAGAGAUUCUUCACCUGUGGAGGGGAAGAGAUCUUAUUCCAGGAAGGGACAACACAGGGUGACCCACUAGCGCUAGGUGGUAUGCGAUGGACACAUCCAUCUUGAUUCAGAGCCUAAGAGCGCGUAUACCUGAAGUUAAGCAAGUAUGGCUGGCUGAUGACUCGGCGUGAGGCGGCCCAACAGAACUGUUAUGCAACUGGUACAAGCUUCUUUGUCAAGAAGGAAAGAAAUGGCUCCAAAAGAUAGCUGAUAGUAAAGCUCGGGUAGUAAAGACACAUGAUUUAGCAGAUGAGGCCGAAUUGGUGAUUGGGGAGGGGGUCAGAAUAACAACGGAAGGUCAGUGACACCUAGGAGCAGUCAUGGGAUCCCAGGAGUACAAAGGCCAAUAAUGUAUUGGAAAAGUUCAGGGAUGGAGGGAAAGCAUCGAGUUGCUGGCUGAGAUCGUAAAGAGUCAACCCCAUGCCGCCUACGCAAAGGGCUACUAAUCGAAAUUUGCAUAUUUCAUGCAUAAAAUUGACUUAUUUGAAGACUAGGUGGAACCAACUGAUGAAGCGAUCAACGGUAUUUUCCUUCCAGUUCAUUUUGGUCAGACGGAACCGCUCCCUGAUGAGUUGCAAGACCUAUUCACAAGGGGGUCUGGGUAUACCAGACCUGAAAGCUGA